This is a messenger RNA of Pieris macdunnoughi, 1902 nucleotides long. The record is from the annotation of a GenBank genome assembly. NCBI's taxonomy places the organism in Eukaryota, Metazoa, Arthropoda, Insecta, Lepidoptera, Pieridae.
AUGGUGACAUUGAUGCCGUGUAGCUACCUCAGCGGCGGGUCCCCGCGAUGCAGUUUGGACACAGAGCCCAAGACUAAACGACCAAGAUCGGAUACAGGCACAGAUGUUAGAUUACAAAGCGAAGCCGCUAGUCCUGGAUCAGAAUCAACAUCAGACUCCCCACCAUCCUUGCUCCAGGAUGCAAACCUUCCCGCACUGCUAGCCACCACCUACCCCAACACAUCCACCAGCUCGCUAACCGGUGACGUCCUAGGCUUGUCUGAGGUGGAAAAUCUCAACGGAUGCCCCAGCACAUUGCCACUGCCAUUGACCUCGACUGGCCUUUCCACCUCCACGUCUGCUGUCGCUUGGUUGAUGAAUGAAGAUAGUACGGGUGGUGGUGUGAAGAGCGAAGUCCGAAGUCCAGGUCUUUGUGACGCGGACGUCGCCUUGUACGGGGAGACUCUGCCGUACGACCAGUCCGCGUUGUCUUAUCAGUAUUAUAAUAGUAUGCAACAAUAUGGCGGUGGAGGCGCUGCAUCAUCUUACGUCAGUUCGUCCUUGUACAACCAGCCCUAUGGCGCUUACCCAACUGCGCACAAUUCUAAUAAUAGGCCGUCGUGCAAAGCGACGCCAACGUACCUAAGUGCUUACGGCGUGGGCGGUGUCGGUACAGUGCCCAGCACAGGCUUCGGAACCCAACCAUCACCCUAUGCGUAUUCUUCGUAUAACAGCGGACUGGCGCAGUCAUUUUCAAAUACCCAACAGGACUACGGAAGUUACGCAACCGGCUAUGCAGAUCAUAGCGUUGCCCAAUAUGGCGGGUACUACGCAACCCCUAGUUAUUCACCCUACGUUAGUUCACCAAGCAGCAGCGGUAGCGCAGGACACACGUCUUAUCACCUCGGCGGUACUUUAGCAGAUUCACCGUCAACAAUGCUUCCAUCAAUUAAUGACACACCUCUAUCACCAAUCAAAAAUGAAAUACACGCUGCCAGUAGAAGGUGUAGAGAAAACUCAGGAGAAAGCACAGCAUCAAGAUCUCGUGGGCGAGGAAGGAGAAAUACAUCAUCAUCACCUGCCCAACAUGUUCCUGAGCCAACUACCGAAAGAGUAUUUAUCUGGGAUCUUGACGAGACAAUUAUCAUAUUCCACUCUCUCCUAACUGGGACAUAUGCUACGAAGUACAAUAAGGACACACAGCAAAUAGUACAACUGGGAUUCAGAAUGGAGGAGAUGAUUUUCAGUCUAGCUGACACUCAUUUCUUCUUUAAUGAUGUUGAGGAUUGUGACCAGGAGCACAUAGACGCAGUGGCAGCAGACGAUAAUGGCCAGGACUUAUCUGCCUACAACUUCGCGUCCGACGGGUUUCACGCGGGGGCGGCACCUAAUGCUGGCUUAUGCGCCCCUGGUGUAAGAGGCGGAGUAGAUUGGAUGAGAAAGUUGGCGUUUCGAUACCGAAAAAUUAAGGAUACAUACAAUAAUUAUAGGAAUAGUGUGGGCGGCUUACUUGGACCGGCGAAACGUGAGCAAUGGCUACAAUUACGCGCAGAGCUGGAGCAGGGCACGGACAACUGGUUGACGUUGGCCUGCAAAUGUCUUAAUAUGAUCAAUUCUAGAGAAAAUUGCGUAAAUGUAUUGGUGACGACCACGCAACUGGUACCAGCGUUAGCCAAGGUGUUGCUGUUCGGUCUCGGAGGAGUGUUCCCAAUCGAAAAUAUAUAUUCCGCUACCAAAACAGGCAAGGAAACAUGCUUCGAGAAAAUCAAGCAGCGUUUUGGAGAGAGGUGUACCUAUGUCGUGAUAGGAGAUGGACAAGACGAAGAGGCUGCGGCUAAAGCUAAGAAUUAUCCGUUUUGGCGGAUAUCCGGACACUCGGACAUAGCGGCUCUAUACAACGCAUUGGAUAUGGGCUUCUUAUGA